AUGCAGUCUUCCCUUAGUAGUGUCGAAUAUAUGCAUAUCGACGAGGUAGAGAAGCUCGAGCGAUACCGUCCCGGAGGAUACCAUCCAGUAAUCGUGGGACAGCAACUGAAAGACCGGUACUGCAUCAUCCAUAAGCUUGGGUUCGGUGCGUACUCAACGGUAUGGUUGGCGAGAGACCAACAAGCUAGCAAAUAUGUCGCAAUCAAGAUUUCGGUAUCAUCAAUUGACUCGGUGGACUCCCAGGAGAGCAAUAUCUUGCGUCAGCUGGAUAUCGUGCGUUCUCAGGCUGACGGACACCCGGGAAAGGCGUUGAUGCCACCUAUAUUGGACGAAUUCCUUCUUUCUGGCCCGAAUGGUACGCACCAGUGUUUGGUCACAGUACCAGGAAUGAUGAGUCUGGCCGAGGCCAAAGAUGCUUCAUAUAUUCGGCUCUUCCAACUGCCUGUAGCCAGGGGGAUCGUUGCCCAACUUGUCCAGGCUGUGGCGUUCCUACACUCCGAGGGCAUUGCUCAUGGUGAUCUCCAUGCCGGCAACAUCCUGAUCCGUCUGUCGGAGAGUAUAGACACACUCUCGAAAGAGCAGCUAUACGAGCGAUGUGGACAACCGCAUUAUGAGCCUGUCAUCCGUCUAGACCAGGGCUCCCUCCCUCAAGGUUGUCCCACACAUGUUGUUGUACCUGCUUGGCUAGGGAAAAAAGCCGAACUUGUUUCUUUACCAGAAGCUCAACUAUUCCUGACCGACUUCGGAGAGUCCUUUACGCCGCUUAGUAGUAAACGGUAUUACUCGAACGUCCCGGAUACUCUAGCUCCUCCAGAAGUCCAUUGUGAACCUAAUAAGCUGCUUUCCUUUCCUUCUGAUAUCUGGACGCUGGCAUGUACGAUUUGGACAAUCAUGGGCCAGCGACCUCUUUUUGAAGGAUUUCAUCCAUCAGCUGACUGGAUGAUUAAGGAGCACGUUGAUGCGCUUGGGAAGCUGCCGCCGCAAUGGUGGCUACAGUGGAAUUCUCGGGCGCAGUGGUUCAACGAGGAUGGCACGAGACACAGUGGCGCAACCGCAAGGCCACUGGUGCAGCGAUUCCAUGAUGCAGUGCAGGAGCCACGACGGCAGUCUGGCAUGGGUGAAAUAGGGCCGGAGGAGAAGACUGCCUUGUUCGCUAUGUUCCAUGCUAUGUUGGCGUUUCGGCCCGAGGAGAGGCUGACGGCUAUGGAAGUCUUGGAAUGCGAAUGGAUGCAAAAAUGGGCCUUACCAGAACUUACACGCAUGAAAAUCUGA
Molecule: messenger RNA, 1272 nt
Organism: Aspergillus pseudonomiae
Lineage: Eukaryota; Fungi; Ascomycota; Eurotiomycetes; Eurotiales; Aspergillaceae
Product: kinase-like domain-containing protein
Exons: 2
Coding region: 1-1272 (423 amino acids)
Biological process (GO): spliceosomal complex assembly; regulation of mRNA processing; protein phosphorylation
Molecular function (GO): ATP binding; protein kinase activity
Source: RefSeq, a predicted model, not a curated record